Messenger RNA from Zonotrichia leucophrys gambelii, 5804 nucleotides. It is a transcript of the gene CDH22, whose product is annotated as cadherin 22. Gene Ontology annotation, cellular component: adherens junction; plasma membrane; catenin complex. The transcript has 12 exons. Gene Ontology annotation, biological process: homophilic cell-cell adhesion; adherens junction organization; cell morphogenesis. Gene Ontology annotation, molecular function: cadherin binding; calcium ion binding. The record is from RefSeq and is a predicted model, not a curated record. NCBI's taxonomy places the organism in Eukaryota, Metazoa, Chordata, Aves, Passeriformes, Passerellidae. The coding region runs from base 1087 to 3498 and encodes 803 amino acids.
AGGAAGGCGGCUCUCGCCGCACAUGCAGCCCCCGCCGCGCUCCCGCCGCCCGCGCCCCGCCUGCGCCCUGCCCGCCCGGUGCCAGCACCGGCUCCGCUCGCCGCCGCCGCCGCUCGGGGCUCCGCGCUGCUGCCGGGGCUGCCAUCCGCUCCGUGCCGGGGCGCAGGGGCUGCGCUCCGCUCCGUGCCCGCCUGCCCGGGCUGCCAUCCGCUCCGUGCCCGGCUGCCGAGCCUGAGAUCCGCUGCCGGGCUCCGCUCCGCUCGGUGCCGGGGCUGCGCUCCGCUCCGUGCCCGGCUGCUCGGGCUGCCGGGGCUCCGCUCCGCGCCGGCGGGGGCCCGCAGGAUGCCGCGGGAGGCCGAGCGCCCGGCGCGGGGGAGCCGCCGCGGCCGCCGCCCCAGGCUUCUGGAGAUGCUGCUGACUGCCCUGCACCUCCCUGCAUGAGCCAGCAGAGAAUGGAAGUGACCGGAAUCAUCUGGGCCAAGGACCCUUCAGCCGGCACUGGGAUGGAGUUACAAAUGGCCUUGUGAGCUGCACCUGUGGCACACACACCUGCCCUGCCACACUCCUUGCACAAUAGUCCCAGGCUGCCUCAGGACAGGCAGACAUUGGCCACAGCAGCUCAUCCUGUCAACUCCUCUGUGAAAAGCCUUGUGGAAGAGCUUCCUCCUCCUCCUCCUCCUGUGAAUGCCAGCAGCGGGUGUGUGUGCCCCGUGUGCCCGCAGGCAGGGUGGGCAGCAGGCUGGGCAUCACCCCCCUGCCCAGCCAGACCCACGGCAGCCCAGCACGGAGCCCUGCAGCUCUGUCCCCAAGGACAAAUGCCAGCUGCCACACUCUCCUCUGGAAACCCAGGAGCAGCCUGCCAGGCACCAGCACUGACUGCUCCCACGCCAGCAGCGGGCAGCCCAGGCCACCUCUUGUCCCACAUGUGACUCAGGCAGGACAGGGCACGGCAUGCAGCAGGGACAGGGAUGCUCUGCACUGACCAGGCAGCCUCACACUCCUAGUGUGGACUUUCCUCCUGCUUCUCCCUAAAGGAUGCUGGCUGCACACCCAGAAGCUCCUGCUGAUGCAGCCCCCUAGAGUGCCAUGGCGAAGGGUCUGCAGGGCUGCCUGUGCACCAUGCUGCUGCUGCUGUGUGCCAUGCAGGAGCUGGGCUGCUGGGCCAUGCACACAGUGGGGCAGGGCCCUGGCGAGCCCGGGGACCCUGCGCUGCUGGCCGGAGGGAGAGUGAAGCGUGGCUGGGUCUGGAACCAGUUCUUUGUGGUGGAGGAGUACACGGGCACGGAGCCGCUCUAUGUGGGGAAGAUCCACUCGGACUCAGAUGAAGGAGAUGGCUCCAUCAAAUACACCAUCUCCGGGGAGGGCGCGGGCACCAUCUUCCUCAUCGAUGAGAUCACAGGGGACAUCCACGCCACCGAGCGCCUGGACCGCGAGCAGAAAACCUUCUACACACUGAGGGCACAGGCCCGGGACAGACAGACGGACCAGCUGCUGGAGCCUGAGUCAGAGUUCAUCAUCAAGGUGCAGGACAUCAAUGACAGCGAGCCGCGCUUCCUCGAGGGGCCCUACAUCGGCAGCGUGGCCGAGCUGUCCCCUGUUGGCACCUCUGUGAUGCAGGUGAUGGCCUCUGACGCCGAUGACCCCACCUAUGGGAGCAGCGCCAGGGUGGUCUAUAGCGUGCUGGAGGGGGAGCAGCACUUCACUGUGGACAGCAAAACAGGUGUGAUCCGCACAGCCGUGGCAGACCUGGACCGCGAGACGCAGGACCGCUACGAGGUGGUGAUCCGUGCCACAGACAUGGCAGGGCAGCUGGGGGGGCUCUCAGGAUCCACCACCGUCACCAUUGUGGUCACUGAUGUCAACGACAACCCGCCACGCUUCCCUCAGAAGAUGUACCAGUUCAGCAUUGUGGAGACGGCCCCCGUGGGCACUGCCAUCGGGAGGGUGAAGGCAGAGGACUCUGACGUCGGGGAGAACACGGACAUGACAUACCAAGUGAAGGAUGAGGAAGGGGUGGAGAUGUUCAAAGUCACCACGGACAGCAAUACCCAAGAGGCUGUCAUCACAGUGCAGAAGCCUCUUGACUACGAGUCAAAGAAAGUGCACACUGUGGUGGUGGAGGCCCUCAACAAGUUCGUGGACCCGCGGUUCGUGGACCUGGGCACCUUUCGGGACCAGACCAUCGUGAGGGUCUCAGUGCUGGACGUGGACGAGCCCCCCGAGUUCCGGCCCCCCUCCAACCUGCUGGAGGUGCAGGAGGAUGCCCACGUGGGCUCUGUCGUGGGGGUGGUCACUGCCCUGGACCCAGACACAGCGAAUCACCCCGUCCGGUACGCCAUUGACCGCAGCACCGACGCCGAGAGGAUCUUCGACAUUGAUGCCAAAACGGGGGCAAUUGUCACAGGAAAGGUCCUGGACCGGGAGACAGCAGGGUGGCACAACAUCACUGUCCUGGCCAUGGAGGCAGAUAACCACUCCCAGGUGUCAAGGGCCUCUCUCCGUAUCCGAAUCCUGGAUGUCAAUGACAAUCCACCUGAGCUUGCCACCCCCUAUGAAGCCGCUGUGUGUGAGGAUGCCAAGCCAGGCCAGCUGAUCCAGACCAUCAGCGUUGUGGACCGGGACGAGCCUCAGAGCGGGCACCGCUUCUACUUCACCCUGGCGCCUGAGGCCACCAACAACCACCACUUCUCUCUGCUGGAUAUCCAGGACAACACGGCAGCAGUGCACACACAGAGAGUGGGCUUCAACCGCCAGGAGCAGGACGUGUACCUGCUCCCCAUCCUGGUGGUGGACAGUGGCCCCCCAGCCCUGAGCAGCACAGGGACCCUGACCAUCCGUGUGUGUGGCUGUGACAGCACCGGGGCCAUCCAGUCCUGCAACAGCACGGCCUACGUGGUGUCAGCCACGCUGAGCCCCGGCGCCCUCAUCGCGCUGCUGGUCUGCGUCCUCAUCCUGGUUGUGCUGGUCCUUCUGAUCCUCACGCUGAAGCGGCACCACAAAAGCCACCUGACCUCUGAGGAGGACGAGGACAUGAGGGACAAUGUCAUUAAAUACAACGACGAAGGAGGUGGUGAGCAGGACACGGAGGCCUAUGACAUGUCAGCCCUGCGCAGCCUCUACGACUUCAGCGAGAUCAAAGCUGGCGAUGGAGGUGGGGGCCCAGGAGAGGGGGCCCCAGGCAGAAACCCAUCCUCGGAGCUGCACGCCCUCCCGCAGUGGGUGCAGAGCCCGGACCUGGACUUCUCUGUGUUCAGAGACUACAUCUGCAGGAAGGUGGAGCAGGCGGACGAGGACCUCUCUGUGCCGCCCUAUGACUCGUUCCAGACCUAUGCCUUCGAGGGCUCGGACUCGCCAGUGCCCUCGCUGAGCUCCAUCAACACCUGGUCCAGCGGCUCGGAGCAGGACUUCUCCUACCUGGGGGGCUGGGGGCCGCGGUUCCGGCAGCUGGCCGCGCUGUACGCGGGGCGCCGGGGCGGCGAGGACAGCGAGGAGUCCUAGCUGCCCCUGCAGCCCCUGGCCCCGGCCACCCCCUGGGCUGGGACCGCUGCCCGAGAGCUGCCACAGGGCAUCCUGUGCCCCUGGGCCGGACUGCACGGCUGCCGGCGAGAGGCUGCACCGGGGACUGCUCCUGUGCGGCUCGGGUGGGGAGCCCGGAGGAGCCGCCGGGGCGUCCUCAAAGCCAGUCUCCAUUAAAGCACUACGCAUUGACUUAAGAAGGAGAAAAUCUAAUUCAAGAGGGUUUGGAGAGGGUUUCUCCCCCACAAAUUAUCAUUUAAAUAGAUCUGUUCGGUGAUCCCCAUCCAGGAGAGGAAGAGCGAACCGGGAGCCUUUUGUUGUCUAAAUUGUUUUUGUCACUUGAGUCAGAGCAUUUAAAGAGCUUUGAUUUCUUUAAGAGCUUUCCUUGCUGAGGGAAACAAGCUUUUAACUUCUGUUCAGGUUUUCCCCUCCUAAGUUUACUUGCUUUUUGAAGUCUUCCUUCUCGCUGCUCCCCGUGGGGCUCUCAGCAGCCCCCGGCUGCGGGCACGGUGCUGGAGGGAGGAUGCCACGCUGGGAUCACACCCUGCAGAACGGCUGUUCACAGCUUUCCCUUCCGUGCUGCCCAUCGCUUCACCCCUGUCUGGUGAUGUGAAGGGGAUCCCCAACACUCCCUGCACAGCAGACGUUGUCUGUGAAGUGCUGGUGUGCCCCACAGCCCCAGGGGCAGACAGGGAUGUCCCACCUGUCACCGAGGCACGAUGUUGUGUCCUGGGCCACACAGCAGCUGUGGUGCUGGGCAGAGCCAUCAGAGCACCAUGCCCAGGUGGGCUCUGCCAGCCCCUCACACAGGACCUGGGGUUUGCAGGGCUCCCAGCCUGCCACUGGCUGUCAGCAAAUGGUGUGAGCUGCACAGGGCAGCAGGCAGGAUGUCAGUGCUCCCUGGCCCACAGUGGCUCGGGAAGAGCUGCAUCCCAUGGAGGACCUUGCUGCAGGAUGCAGGAGAACCCUGGCCCCUGGCUGGGGAGAAUAAUUCCUGCUUGCACCCUGCUGACAGCAGAGCAUCACCGUUAGCAACAGAACAGCCAUCCCAGGAGAUGUGUGUGAGGCCAGAACCUGCUGGCACAGCUCUGGGGCCGAGCUGGCUGCAGGUUGGGCAGCACAUCUGUGACACCUCGGGAUGCCCAGGGUGUCCCCAGCCCAGCACAGUGUCCUGCAGCAAACCAGCAUGAGCUCCCAGCAGGACUGCUUUUGCAUGUAAUGCCUGGGUUUGGGAGGCAGGGGAGGAAGGUGCCAGUGGGAUGUGCCAUUGCUCCUUAGGCUGCAGAUGAUGCUGGAGGAAAGCACUGGGUGCCCAGUGCCUUCCCAGCCUGCCAACCACCACAGGGAAAACUGAACAGCCUGCAGAGUGAUGUCCUUGCACAGCACCUCAGGCCAUCCUGGCUGGUGCAGCUCCUUAUCUGUUCACGUUGGGAAAAAAAUCAAUUAUAUCAUUGAUAGGUAACUGAUACGGUCUCCCAAGGCCUGACACAUCCUGGGCUUGUCAUUGGGUUUGUCCUUUUAGUUUAACUACAGCCCCUGUUUCUCUCUUUGGAGCAGGUUUAACUGUAGGUGUACAUGCGUGUCCAUUUCUUUACUGCGUGUUGCUUCCCGGCUGCUGGCGUUCCUUUGGCAGCAGAGAGGGACAGGACCAGUGCCUGCCCUCAGCUGCUCCUGCCCACUGCCGCCUGUGCAGAGCCCGGCUGGGCUCACGCUGGCACCAGGAGCCCCUCAGGGCCUCGGCUGGCACCCGUGCCCAGCGUGCUGCUGGUUCACUGUGAUGAUGCUGGGGAGGCAGCAGGGCCCUGAGUGCCAGCUCCGGCCACAGCAUCCCGAGCACGUGGCACCCCGCACCUCCAAGCAGGAGAACGGAGAAAUCCCUCUCUUUCCUCAGGAAUGUGUUCGUGUUUUCCCUCUGGGCUGCAGAGCUGAGCCCCCCGGGCACCGGCCCUCCCUCUAGCCAAGUGUUGUGCAAUAGCAGGGCUCUGUCCUAGCAGACGGGGUCUGACAGGGUAGGUGUUUAGCACCCCUCCCAUCCCCGCGCAGCCCGUGCUCCGCAUGCACUCACGCUCGCCUUUCCCUUUCUGUAAAUACGGGAGGAGCCCGCGCCCCCCGCCCGGCCCCGCAGGGGGAGCUGGCAGCUGCCACCGUGUCCCACGGAGUCACUUCGGUUUUGUUUCUCUACCCAGAUGAAAUUAGAAGGUUGAUUUCCUCACCCUUGUUAUUUAUUUUUUUUUCUCAAGGUCUUUCUGGGACCUGGAAAUAAAUUAUUUCCUUGUCGUCUAGCCUGA